Molecule: messenger RNA, 3355 nt
Organism: Cuscuta campestris
Lineage: Eukaryota; Viridiplantae; Streptophyta; Magnoliopsida; Solanales; Convolvulaceae
Source: the annotation of a GenBank genome assembly
CUUUGAGCAAAUUCUUCAUUGUUACUGAAAAAAUGGAUGAAAAUUUUGAGGAGCAGAACAAGCUUCCAGAGCUCAAACUCGAUGCCAAACAAGCUCAAAGAUUUCUAUCAUUCUUCAAAACACUACCCGAGGACACUAGGGUUGUUCGCUUCUUCGAUCGCAGAGACUAUUACACUGCUCACGGAGACAAUGCAACUUUCAUAGCAAAGACGUAUUACCAUACCACGACUGCUUUACGACAAAUCGGUAGUGGGUCUGGUGCCAUCUCUAGUGUGAGUGUGAGUAGAAACAUGUUUGAGACAAUAACCCGUGACCUUCUCUUGGAGAGAACUGAUCAUACUCUUGAGUUGUAUGAGGGUAGUGGCUCAAACUGGAGAUUGGUUAAAACGGGAACCCCAGGGAAUCUUGGAAGUUUUGAGGACAUCCUUUUUGCAAAUAAUGAAAUGCGAGAUACUCCGGCGAUUGUAGCUCUUGUUACUAACUUUCGUGACAAUGAAUGCACUGUCGGGUUAGCUUAUGUUGAUCUCACUAAGAGAAUGUUUGGCUUGACUGAAUUUCUUGAUGAUAACCAUUUCACGAACUCAGAGUCUGCUUUAGUUGCUCUUGGUUGCAAAGAAUGUCUAAUUCCCGCUGAGAUUACCAAAUCUUGUGAGUAUAGAGCUCUGCAAGAGGUAAUGACAAGGUGUGGUGUUAUGGUAACUGAAAGAAAGAAGUCUGAGUUUAAAGGAAGAGAUGUGGUGCAGGAUCUGGGUAGACUUGUCAAGGGUACUAAAGAACCAAUUCAAGAUUUAGUGUCUGGGUUUGAAUUGGCACCCGGAGCAUUGGGGUCCAUUCUUUCUUAUGCAGAAUUACUUGCAGAUGAGAGUAAUUAUGAAAAUUACACAAUUAGAAGAUAUAACCUCGACAGUUACAUGAAAUUAGAUUCUGCUGCUAUGAAGGCGUUAAACGUUCUGGAGAGCAAGUGUGGUGUUAUGGUAACUGAAAGAAAGAAGUCUGAGUUUAAAGGAAGAGAUGUGGUGCAGGAUCUGGGUAGACUUGUCAAGGGUACUAAAGAACCAAUUCAAGAUUUAGUGUCUGGGUUUGAAUUGGCACCCGGAGCAUUGGGGUCCAUUCUUUCUUAUGCAGAAUUACUUGCAGAUGAGAGUAAUUAUGAAAAUUACACAAUUAGAAGAUAUAACCUCGACAGUUACAUGAAAUUAGAUUCUGCUGCUAUGAAGGCGUUAAACGUUCUGGAGAGCAAGUCAGAUGCUAACAAGAACUUCAGCCUUUUUGGCCUCAUGAAUAGAACAUGUACAGCUGGAAUGGGUAAAAGAAUGUUGCACAUGUGGCUGAAGCAACCUUUACUGGAUGCGCAAGAGAUUAACUGUCGGCUGGAUUUGGUCCAAGCAUUUGUUGAGGAUGCUGAACUUCGCCAAGAUCUAAGGCAACAUUUGAAAAGGAUUUCAGAUAUUGAACGAUUGGUGCACAAUUUUCAUAAAAAGAGAGCUAGCUUGGUGCAUAUUGUUAAGCUUUAUCAGUCUAGUAUCAGACUUCCAUACAUCAAAGGUGCUUUGGAAAGAUAUAAUGGACAAUUUGCAUCAUUGAUCAAGGAAAAGUAUUUAGACCAUCUAGAGUAUUGGUGUGAUGAGAGACACAUAAAUAGGUUCAUUGCUCUUGUGGAAACUUCGAUUGACCUCGAUCAACUGGAGAAUGGGGAGUAUAUGAUUUCCCCUUCCUAUGAUUCGAGCUUAUCUUCUUUGAAAAAUGAGAAAGAAACAAUAGAGAGAGAAAUACGUGCUUUACAUGAGAAAACUUCCAGUGAUUUAGAUUUGGUUGUUGAUAAAGCACUUAAGCUGGAUAGAGGGCCACAGUUUGGACAUUUCUUCAGAAUUACCCAGAAGGAAGAGCAAAAGGUCAGGAAGAAACUGAACACCCACUUUAUUAUUCUUGAUACUCGAAAAGAUGGAGUGAAAUUUACCAAUACAAAACUCAAGAAACUUGGGGAUCAAUACCAAAUGAUAGUUGAGGAGUAUAAGAACUGCCAGAAAGAACUGGUUGUUCGAGUAGUUAAAACUGCUUCAACAUUCUCUGAGGUAUUCGAGGGAAUAGCUGUGUUGCUCUCUGAAUUGGAUGUCUUGCUCAGUUUUGCAGAUUUGGCUGCAAAUUGCUCCACGCCAUACACAAGGCCAGACAUCACCCCUCCAGAUGUAGGAGACAUUAUACUAGAAGGAUGUAGACACCCUUGUGUGGAAGCUCAAGAUUGGGUCAAUUUCAUCCCAAACGAUUGUAAGCUAGUUAGAGGAAAGAGUUGGUUUCAGAUUAUUACUGGGCCUAAUAUGGGUGGAAAAUCUACAUUUAUACGCCAGGUUGGGGUUAAUAUCCUAAUGGCGCAAGUUGGCUCAUUUAUUCCCUGCGACAAAGCUAGCAUUUCUAUUCGUGAUUGUAUCUUUGCUCGUAUAGGUGCUGGCGAUUGCCAGCUUCGUGGAGUUUCAACUUUUAUGCAAGAAAUGCUUGAAACUGCAUCAAUCCUGAAAGGAGCUACUGAUAAAUCAUUGAUUAUUAUUGAUGAAUUAGGACGUGGGACAUCUACUUAUGAUGGAUUCGGCUUAGCUUGGGCCAUUUGUGAGCACAUUGUUGAAGCAAUUAAAGCACCUACUCUAUUUGCCACUCACUUCCAUGAGCUCACUGCUCUGGCUAAUGAAAAUAUGCAUGAUGAUCAAUCCAAGUACAGUGCUGGUAUAGUGAAUUGUCACGUUAGUGCACACAUUGACUCAAAAAACCGGAAGCUAACAAUGCUUUAUAAGGUGGAACCAGGAGCUUGUGAUCAAAGUUUUGGGAUUCAUGUUGCAGAGUUUGCCAACUUUCCUGAGAGUGUGGUUUCUCUUGCUAGGGAAAAGGCUGCUGAGUUGGAAGAUUUCUCACCUACAUCUAUACUUUUUUCUGAUGCCGAGGCAACCUCCAAACGAAAAAGAGAAUUCGACUCCGACGAUGUGUCAAGAGGUGCGGCCAGAGCCCGUCAAUUCUUGAAGGAUUUCACAGAGCUGCCAUUGGAUAAGAUAGCCGGGGAUAAGAGUCAAGUUUUACAACUACUGAAGGAAUUGAAAACCAAGUUGGAGAAGGAUGCAGGAGACUAUCCCUGGCUUCAGCAAUUCUUGCAAUAAUCUUCCAGAAACAUAUUUGCAUGGAGAUAUAUCUAAUCUUCCCUCAUCUUUUUGCCUCUUUAUAAUUUCACUCCAAUUCCUCUUAACACUGGUUUAAAUUUCCUUUUCCCAAUUUAUUUCUCGUAUUUGAAUUUUCAAUGUUCUCAGCAGGUGCAGUAUAUAAUACUACUAGUCCAUAAUACGGAGUAUAAAACUAAUCAAUUUACUGUACAUUU